This is a messenger RNA of Penicillium pulvis, 1287 nucleotides long. RefSeq names its product protein-degrading AAA family ATPase MSP1. The transcript is spliced from 2 exons. Gene Ontology annotation, cellular component: mitochondrial outer membrane. Bases 1 to 1287 code for a protein of 428 amino acids. The record is from RefSeq and is a predicted model, not a curated record. Lineage: Eukaryota; Fungi; Ascomycota; Eurotiomycetes; Eurotiales; Aspergillaceae. Gene Ontology annotation, molecular function: ATP binding; ATP hydrolysis activity.
AUGUCUCCACAAGGUGACCGAAGCGGUCUCCCUUGGGUACGGUUUGUCCAAGAACUGGGCAUGAUGCUAGUUACGGGCAUGGUCGCAUAUGGUGGCGUCAAACUAGUUCUAAACCACCUCACGCCUCCGGACCCAGAGAACCAGAAGAAAGAGGAACAACGGCAGAAGUCAGCGGCCAUCUUGCGCAGAUUAUAUGGAGACGAUGAAUCCAAAGGCGGCGUCCGAAAAAGUGAGCUAGUUCUCAACCAAUAUGAGCAAGCGAUCGCUGCGGAGCUCGUGGACCCGAAAGAUAUCCCCGUUCGGUGGGACGACAUCGCCGGCCUCGACGAUAUUAUCAAGGAUCUCAAGCAAUCUGUGAUUUGGCCAUUGAUGUACCCGAAACUGUUCGCCGCAAAUCCUGCCACUCUUAGAAGCGCGCCGUCUGGUGUGAUCCUUGAGGGACCACCUGGUUGUGGAAAGACUAUGAUCGCUAAGGCGCUGGCGGCCGAGAGCGGGGCUUCUUUCAUCAACUUGAAUAUCUCUACAUUGACGGAUAAGUGGUAUGGUGAAUCCAAUAGACUUGUUCGAGCGGUCUUCACUCUCGCGCGCAAGGUCCAGCCUUGCAUUAUCUUCAUUGAUGAAAUCGAUGCGCUCCUUGCGAAACGGUCGGAACGGGAUCAUGAAGCAAGUGGAAUGGUGAAGGCAGAAUUCAUGACACACUGGGAUGGUCUUCAGUCAGAGAGCUCAACUGAAGGGCGCCAGCGAAUCGUCGUCUUUGGAGCCACUAAUCGUAGCGACGCUAUUGAUAAGGCCUUUAUUAGACGUCUGGGCGGUAAGCCUAUCGAGGUGAGACCUCCAGAUGCAAGAGGCCGUGCGAUCCUUUUCAAGAAGCUUCUGAAGAACGAUUUUGUGGACUGGGAGGACUUGGAACUUGAGGAAGAGAAGGAGGAUUUGAUGAAGAUGGACAUCAGCGAAUUACUACAGAAGCCGUUGAUCCGAAGAACAGAGGGCUGGACCGGCAGCGAUAUUAAGGAUGCAUGUGUCAGAGCAGUCAACACCACCACACCUUACGAGACCAUCGAGGCGAUGUUGUUGACUGGUAAAGAUCUGAACCAAGUGGCCACAGAGGAAGUGCUGGAUCCCGUUCGCCUAAGCAACUUCUUCAAAGACGUUGAAAUCAAGCCCAUGCCGGUGAAACUACCAGUUGCACCAUUCAAGAUGGUGGCCGAGGAGAGAGAGGAUUGGUCCACCGAAUCUGAAACCGCCUCAACUGAAGCCUACUCCAUGCGGCCCGAGUCUCCCGAGUGA